AUCAAAUUUACUCACCAAAAUUAAAUUAUGUGUGUGUGCUAGUUGGCCUAAAAACUUCUCCUUCUUUCCUUCCCCCCUCUUCUCUCUUCUCCCUCCUUCGAAAAACCAGAAACACAAAAAAGCUUCCUCUCACUUCAACAAUGGAAGAUCCCGCCAUACACGGCGGCGCAUCACUCCCAUCACCCGCAUCAACCGACGCACAAAAACGUCGAGUAACCUACUUCUACGAACCCACAAUUGGCGACUACUACUACGGUCAAGGCCACCCCAUGAAACCCCACCGCAUCCGUAUGUCCCACAAUCUCAUCGUCCACUACUCUCUUCACCGUCGCAUGGAAAUCAACCGCCCUUUCCCCGCCGCCGCCACCGAUAUCCGCCGCUUUCAUUCCGACGAUUAUGUCGAGUUUCUCUCCUCCGUUUCCCCUGAACUCUGCGGUUCUCUCUCUUCUUCUUCCUCUGCUUCUUCUACACUUGAUCAUUCUCAUAAUCGGCACUUGAAGAGGUUCAAUGUUGGAGAUGAUUGCCCUGUUUUUCCUGGGCUUUUCUCGUUUUGUCAGGCUUCUGCUGGUGGGUCUAUUGGGGCUGCUGUUAAGUUGAAUCGAAAGGAUGCUGAUAUUGCUAUUAAUUGGGCUGGUGGUUUGCAUCAUGCUAAGAAAUCUGAGGCUUCUGGGUUUUGUUAUGUUAAUGAUAUUGUUCUUGGGAUUCUUGAGCUUCUUAAAUUUCAUAGGCGUGUACUAUACAUUGACAUUGAUGUGCAUCAUGGAGAUGGUGUUGAAGAAGCUUUCUACACCACUGAUAGAGUUAUGACUGUUUCUUUUCACAAGUUUGGUGACUUUUUUCCUGGAACUGGACACAUUAAAGACGUUGGAGCAAAUUCUGGGAAGCAUUACUCUCUUAAUGUCCCAUUAAAUGAUGGAAUAGAUGAUGACAGCUUCCGGGGUCUAUUCAGACCAAUUAUUCAAAAAGUCAUGGAUGUUUACCAGCCCGAUGCAGUUGUCCUGCAAUGCGGAGCGGAUUCACUCUCUGGUGAUAGGCUUGGCUGUUUUAACUUAUCUGUGAAGGGUCAUGCUGAUUGCUUGCGAUUUCUCAGAUCAUUCAAUGUCCCUCUAAUGGUGCUGGGUGGAGGAGGGUACACUAUUCGAAAUGUAGCUCGUUGUUGGUGUUAUGAGACAGCAGUUGCAGUUGGAGUCGAACCUGAUAAUAAGUUACCUUACAAUGAGUAUUAUGAGUAUUUUGGCCCAGAUUACGUCCUUCAUGUUGAGCCUAGUAACAUGGAGAACCAAAACUCGCCUAAAGAUAUGGAGAAAAUUCGAAAUAUUCUUUUAGAGCAAUUAUCUAGAAUACCUCAUGCGCCAAGUGUUCCAUUCCAGACAACUCCUCCUAUCACAAAGGAGCCAGAAGAGGAAGAAGAAGAUAAGGACCAAAGACCAAAACCUCGCAUCUGGAAUGGUGAAGAUUAUGAUUCUGAUCCUGAAGACCAUAUGAUUCCUUGACCCCGGACCCUGAGACCUGAGUACAGUUUGUAGUAAAUGACGACAGGAAAUGAGAUCCCAGACGUGGAGUGUGUGAAAAAAACACUAAGCAGCAUUGGAUUAUUUGAUUGCAUGGCUCACUUGAAACAUGACACUCUUAUUGACAUAUGCUGGACAGUCCCUCAAGAUCGGAGCUUUUUUGACGAAAGGGAGACAUUGUUUUUAUUAACUAAUCAGGUGUCAUUACUCUAUGUUCAUCUUGUUAUGGGAUUGUAAAGGAAAGAAGUCAGCACAACUCUAUUAUUGGCAGAACUGCCUCCAUUUUGGACAAAAAAAAUUUGCCAAUUGUAUCUCUCUCAAUGGAAGAUUGUUGUGCUAUAUGUUAACAUUAGCUAGAACUUCAGUUCAAAGUUGUCAUGUUGGUUU
This is a messenger RNA of Chenopodium quinoa (quinoa), 1898 nucleotides long. Its product is annotated as histone deacetylase 6-like. The transcript is spliced from 6 exons. Bases 141 to 1493 code for a protein of 450 amino acids. Lineage: Eukaryota; Viridiplantae; Streptophyta; Magnoliopsida; Caryophyllales; Amaranthaceae. Gene Ontology annotation, molecular function: histone deacetylase activity. The record is from RefSeq and is a predicted model, not a curated record.